Molecule: messenger RNA, 714 nt
Organism: Struthio camelus australis
Lineage: Eukaryota; Metazoa; Chordata; Aves; Struthioniformes; Struthionidae
Source: RefSeq, a predicted model, not a curated record
GUUCAGAAGCAACCCAUAAAUAGCACGGACUCCUAAAGCCGGCUAUCAGAGCGCAACCACUCCAGACGAGGCACAAUGACUGAGCAGCAAAGUCCCCCCGAGCAGAUGGCGACCGGGGAGGGUGCUGGCGAGCGAGGUGGCAAUUACAAGAUUGCCAUCUUCGAGCAGGAGAAUUUCCAAGGCCGUUGCCAUGAACUUAACGGUGCCUGCCCCAACCUGAAGGAAGCCGGAGUGGAGAAAGUGGGCUCCAUCCUCGUGCACUCGGGACCCUGGGUGGGCUAUGAGCAGGCAAGCUGCAAAGGAGAGCAGUUUGUGUUUGAGAAGGGGGAGUACCCCCGCUGGGAUUCCUGGACCAACAGCCGGAGAAGCGACAGCAUCACUUCCCUGAGACCCAUCAAAGUGGACAGCCAGGAGCACAAGAUUGUUCUAUAUGAAAACCCUGGUUUCACUGGCAAGAAAAUUGAAAUAAUAGAUGAUGAUGUGCCCAGCUUUCACGCUCAUGGCUACCAGGAGAAAGUAUCAUCCGCGCGGGUGCAGAGUGGAACGUGGGUGGGCUACCAGUACCCAGGCUACAGAGGUUACCAGUACCUGUUUGAGAAGGGGGAUUACAAAGACAGCUCAGAGUUUGGUGCCCAGCACCCCCAGGUCCAGUCGGUCAGGCGCAUCCGGGACAUGCAGUGGCAUCAGCGCGGUGCCUACCACCCCAUCAACUAG